UCCCCGCCCUCUGUGCGGGGUCCCGGCACAGCGGCGCUGGGGUGUCACGGACCCCCGGUGAGGGACCGGCCCGGUCCGCCCCUGGCAUCCUUCCGUGGCUUCUUCGUGUCUUUUGUCACCGUUCUCCCCAAGCGUCGUUUUCCCCAAAUUCAGUACUUGUCACGUCAGAAUAACGAAAACUGAACAUCCGGUUAUAUUUAUUGUGUUUACGUACCGAUAGUUGUAACGUUUCUAUUUAGUUUAUAAUGUUUCUAAAUGUUUUCUUGCUUGUUUAUGUUUGUUUAUAGUAUUAUUUAUAAUGUACUUUUCAUGCGUAUUUAUUUAAUUCGUUCAUAUUUUUGUUAUAAUAGCUACUUAUUAAUGCUAUCUCUCUAUGAUAUAAAUAGAAAAGGGGGGGAAAGCCCCUAUAAAAUGGUGCUUUCUGUGCACAAACACAUCCCCAUGGAUCCUAUGAAAUUAAAGAUAUAUUUUCUAUCACUGGUCCACGAUAGUUUUACCAAGGCAGCUGUGAGUAACCUUUGACUGGAUUUCUCAGCUCCAGCCUAUGUUAUUUUCUUCGGUGGCAGCUCUGUCCCGAUGUAUAAUUUGGUUUGUCUCUCUACAUCCAUUUUAAAUUUGUCUUUCUCACCAGUAAUGGCAAGGUAUAAGAAAUGCAAACGAAAACGAAGAUCCCGAGCAAAAUUUCGAGUGGAAAAUAAGAGCAAUGCUGCAGCCCCCCGGUCCUCAGUCUGUCCCUCUCCACGGUCACCAGUUCAUCUCCCUCUGGACACAUCACCAGUCCCAAGGUGCUCCCGCUGGCCUUUAGCCUUGCCCAGCAUAAAAAGUAUGGUCAAACCCUUGACAACAGCAGCAUCGUUUCUGUAUUGGUGGUGCCAGAGCACGGUUGCACAGAGCUUUCAGGUGGUUAAAGACACCAUAUUUCCAUCACAAGUCUACUUAAGGGAACUAAAUAUGCUCAGGGAGAAGCUGGAGAAGUUGGAAAGUGAAUUUUCCAAGCUACAAGGAGAACUCCAGGUGAACAGAGUGGCAGCUUUGUCUUCAGAAAGUUCUCUUUGCCAGAGGUGUCAUAAGCCAGUCCUGGCUGCUCCUGUGGGGACACAGAUGGAUCCUCCACCAUCACUAUCCGUGCCUGUGUCCAUCCCCCCUCCUCCUCCUCCUCUUCCUCCUCCUCCUCCACCACCGCCGCUGCCUCCACCAAAACUGCCUCCAGCACCUCUCCUCCAAUGGGGCACAGCCUCUAAACUGGCACCCCCAGUGAAAAAGGAUGGGCCCGUGCACAUCACCCUCAAAGACCUCCUGAAUGUUAAACUGAAGAAGACAAACAGCAAUCUGAGAAUGGACAAGGAACAAUCACCAGUGAAGCCACGAAGGGCAUUAAUUACAGUCACAGAUCUACAGAGUGUUAGUCUGAAACCUAAAUCCAAGCCAUCACCUCAUGCUACAAAAUCUUCAAUUACCUCCCCUAAAAAUCAGAUUGAUCUUCGGAAACACCUGAAGAAAGUUGAUAUACUAAGAAGUCCUGGUGGCACUCCUUUAAAUAGUAAAGAGAACACUGAAUGUGGCUCUGGGCUGACACCAAUAAUGACACGGGCACUACGGCGCAAAUUUCAGAUGGCUCACCCAAAGAGUCCCUCGCCUGCACGGUUGAGUGCUGCAAACAGCUUUGAUGAAAAGUAAAAAGGAAAGUAGGUUUAUGGAACAAAUUAUUUUCCAUUUGUGGUCAGGAAGCUGCUUGAAUCCCAUUUUUAUCACACUCAGGCACAUGUAUGUUUAAGUAAAUGUAGUGCACAGGAAAACGGGGCAUUAUGAAACCCUGUAAAGCAGAUUGUGCUUUUUAUCUGUCUCUAAUGUCUCUCAGUUUGGUUGCAUUUUCAUUCAUAAUAGAAAAAAAAUAGGAAAUUUCCCAAGUCUUUUGACACCUGGAUGCUGCUGAAGCAGGGACUAUUAUAUUCCCAGUACUGGUGCUGCUUGUCAUACAAAUAUGUGUGUGUUUGCUGAAAUUCAGUAUUUUUGUAUCUUUUUUAAACAAAAAAUAUCUUGACGGUGUUUGUACAGUUUCAAAGAAAAGCAACAGUUUAAUGCACUAAUGUUAUUAAAGUGGAAAGCUGCAAGCUUCAACAAACAGUUUGGCUACAAAUGUAUGAAGCCCUUGCACUGUGUAUCAUUGAUGGCUGGUGUCUGAUCACUAUUAAAAGGCUGCGCUGCUUGAA
Messenger RNA from Parus major (Great Tit), 2210 nucleotides. RefSeq names its product proline rich 11 (gene PRR11). The transcript has 9 exons. NCBI's taxonomy places the organism in Eukaryota, Metazoa, Chordata, Aves, Passeriformes, Paridae. The coding region runs from base 577 to 1677 and encodes 366 amino acids. The record is from RefSeq and is a predicted model, not a curated record. Gene Ontology annotation, cellular component: cytoplasm; nucleus.